ACACACGUGAAGGGUUCAACUUGAACACGUUCAGGCUUUAGCAUAGUCUAAAACCUUAUAAGAGAAGAAAAAACACGCCGAAGACAGCGUAAAGUGAAGAAUUAUUGGAUAUAAGGAUCAUGUACGUAUGAAUUCAAGUGCAUUUCUACCAAAACCGGUUUUCAAUGGAAGCAUAUGAUGAUAUGCCACCUUUAGAAGAUGAUGAUGUAGAAGUGGUUACAUCACCCGAGUCUUCAGAAACAAUGGAUUCAGUUCAGAACACGUCAGACGCACUUCCAAAUGGAAGGCACCUGGUGGCUUCAUGUGAAGAUGACGAUAAUGAUGAUGAUGAUAAUGAAGACGACUGGGAAGAAAUGGAGGAGAGCACGGAGGAAAAGAUACAGUGCCUCUUUUGUAAAGAUGAGGUUCUUUCAAUAAACAAAAGCUUAACUCAUAUCAAAGAAGAACAUGAUUUUGACAUUGCUUCUUUUAUCUGCAAGUUAAACUUGGACCAAAUAGCUUUUAUCAAACUUAUCAAUUAUAUAAGAAAAGAAAACCCAGCCCCUAAACAGCUCAAACAAGAAAAGCCAGAAAAGUGGGAAUGUGACAGUUAUAUGAAGCCUGUAAAUGCUGAUGAUUCUUGGUUAAUGUUUGAUGUUGAAGAACUUACCAGUCAGGAGGAGCAGAGCAAUAAUAAGACUGCAGAUCCCACAGCACUUCAGGCCAGAUGUGAUGAAUUCCAGGAGAUUAUUGAAAAACAGCGUGAAACAAUGACGAGAAUGUUGCAGGCAGCUCAUGCGAACAGUACGAUUGAUAAUGAGAAACCCAUGAGAACAGUGGGAGACAUAAGACCCGAGGAGGAUGAAGGCUACUUCAAUUCCUAUGCUCACUUUGACAUCCACCAUGAAAUGUUGUCAGACCGGGUAAGAACUGAAUCCUAUCGCGAUGCCAUCCUAAAAAAUGCCUCACUCUUUAAAGACAAAAGGGUGCUAGACCUCGGUUGUGGGACUUCUAUUUUAUCCAUGUUCUCAGCAAAAGCUGGAGCGAAUGUCACUGGUGUGGAUAUGUCUGAUGUAAUAUACAAAGCAAUGGACAUUGUGAAGGAGAACAAUUUAGAAGAUGUUAUCAAACUGCACAAAGGAAAGCUUGAAGACCUAGAAUUUGAGCACAAGUUUGACUACAUCGUGUCAGAAUGGAUGGGGUACUUCCUGCUAUUUGAAGGUAUGCUGGAUUCAGUCCUUUAUGCCAGAGACAAGCACCUAGCCGAGGGAGGUCUCCUGCUGCCGAACAGAUGCACAAUGCACCUUGUAGGGAUGGAAGAUGAAGAGGCCUUUCAUAAGUAUGUCAGUUUUUGGGAUGAUGUCUAUGGCUUCAAAAUGACAUGCAUGAAAGGUGAUGUUGUUAAAGAAGCAAACACUGACAUCAUCAAAGAGGAGAAAAUUAUUACAUCUUCAGACACAAUUCUUGACCUAGAUCUCAUGACGAUUACUCCCAACGACACAGAGUUCUCUUCCGAAUUUUCACUAACAGUCCAAAGAGAUGGUUUGCUGACAGGUUUUGUUGGAUAUUUUGACACUUACUUUGAGAUGCCAACUCCAGUUUUCUUCUCCACUGGUCCACAUGCCACCCCAACACACUGGAAACAAACUGUGUUCUACCUUCCAGAACCACAUAAUGUCAAAAAAGAUGAAGUAAUUAAGGGCGUAAUAUCUGUCCGGAGAAAGAGAAGAGAAAUCCGAUCUCUAGAUGUUGGAAUCUCCUUUAACAACAAAAAAUUCAAAUAUUUGGUGGAGUAAUAAAUGUGCAAUUCA
This is a messenger RNA of Penaeus vannamei (Pacific white shrimp), 1790 nucleotides long. Lineage: Eukaryota; Metazoa; Arthropoda; Malacostraca; Decapoda; Penaeidae. The record is from RefSeq and is a predicted model, not a curated record.